This is a messenger RNA of Manis pentadactyla (Chinese pangolin), 2573 nucleotides long. RefSeq names its product potassium calcium-activated channel subfamily N member 1 (gene KCNN1). The transcript has 9 exons. The coding region runs from base 16 to 1869 and encodes 617 amino acids. Gene Ontology annotation, cellular component: neuron projection; plasma membrane; neuronal cell body. The record is from RefSeq and is a predicted model, not a curated record. Gene Ontology annotation, molecular function: small conductance calcium-activated potassium channel activity; calmodulin binding. Gene Ontology annotation, biological process: potassium ion transmembrane transport. NCBI's taxonomy places the organism in Eukaryota, Metazoa, Chordata, Mammalia, Pholidota, Manidae.
ACUGGGCGGCGGGUGAUGCGCCCGCCGCCCCAGGCCCCGCAGCCUCCGGGCUCUGCGCCCGCCGGCUGCUGCCCGGUCCGGCCCCGGCCGCCGCCCGGGGGUCUGCGACGGUGCGGGACCCUCACCCUUCCAACCUCGUCCGCCCGCCGGAGCCGAGCCCUGCAGGUCAGCACUGGAACCCAGCCACUGAGCCAUGCCAGGCCCCUGGCGGCCUGCAACGAGCCGAAGCCCAGCACCCACAUAGUCAUGAACAGCCACAGCCGCAGUGGCUGCAGGGGGCAGCCACUGGGCAGCGGGCUGGGUGCUCUGGGCCGAGACCCUCCAGACCCCGAGGCUGGCCGCCCCCCACAGCUCCUGCAUGGCCCGGGCCUCCAGGUGGUGGUGGCUAAGAGCGAGCAGGCCAGGCGCUCGCCUGGUAGUCCCCAGGGGCAGCCUCAGGACCAGGAAGAGGAGGAAGAUGACGAAGAGGACGAGGCAGGGAGGCAGAGGGGCUCAGGGAAGCCUCCAAAUGUGGGCCACCGCCUGGGCCACCGGCGGGCACUCUUUGAGAAGCGGAAACGCCUCAGCGACUAUGCACUCAUCUUCGGCAUGUUUGGUAUUGUUGUCAUGGUGACCGAGACGGAGCUGUCCUGGGGGGUCUACACCAAGGGGUCCCUGUACUCGUUUGCCCUUAAAUGCCUCAUCAGCCUCUCCACGGUCAUCCUGCUGGGCCUGGUGGUCCUCUACCACGCCAGGGAGAUCCAGCUGUUCAUGGUGGACAAUGGGGCGGAUGACUGGCGCAUCGCUAUGACCCGCGAGCGUGUCUUCCUCAUCUCCCUGGAGCUGGCCGUGUGUGCCAUCCACCCGGUGCCGGGCCACUACCGCUUCACGUGGACAGCGCGGCUGGCCUUCACAUACGCGCCAUCAGCGGCCGAAGCAGACGUGGACGUGCUGCUGUCCGUCCCCAUGUUCCUGCGCCUCUACCUGCUGGGCCGCGUCAUGCUGCUGCACAGCAAGAUCUUCACGGACGCCUCCAGCCGCAGCAUCGGCGCGCUCAACAAGAUCACCUUCAACACGCGCUUCGUCAUGAAGACACUGAUGACCAUCUGCCCUGGCACUGUGCUGCUUGUGUUCAGCCUCUCCUCCUGGAUCAUCGCCGCCUGGACCGUGCGUGUCUGUGAGAGGUACCAUGACAAGCAGGAAGUGACCAGUAACUUUUUGGGAGCCAUGUGGCUUAUCUCCAUCACCUUCCUCUCCAUCGGCUACGGUGACAUGGUGCCCCACACUUACUGCGGGAAGGGCGUGUGCCUGCUCACCGGCAUCAUGGGGGCUGGCUGCACCGCGCUUGUGGUGGCUGUGGUGGCCCGGAAACUGGAGCUCACCAAAGCAGAAAAACACGUGCACAACUUCAUGAUGGACACCCAGCUCACCAAGCGGGUGAAAAAUGCCGCUGCUAACGUUCUCAGGGAGACGUGGCUCAUCUACAAACAUACCAGGCUGGUGAAGAAGCCAGACCAUGCCCGGGUUCGGAAACACCAGCGUAAGUUCCUCCAAGCCAUCCAUCAGCUCCGGAGUGUGAAGAUUGAGCAGGGGAAGCUGAAUGACCAAGCCAGCACUCUCGCCGAGCUGGCCAAGACCCAGAAUGUCAUGUACGACCUCAUGUCCGAGCUGCACACCCAGCACGAGGAGUUGGAGGCCCGCCUGGCUGCCCUUGAAAGCCGUCUGGAUGUGCUGGGCACUUCCCUGCAGGCCCUGCCCAGCCUCAUUGCCCAAGCCAUACACCCACCCCCUGCCCCCCUGCCUUCCCGGCCUGGCCCUGGACCCCCAGACAAGGUAGUUCAGAGCCCUCGGCACUGGUGGCCACCUACGGCCCCUUCAGACUGUGGGUGACAGCCCUGCCUGCCACCAGACCCCUCAAUCUUGGCCAUCGUGUGGCCGCCACUCCACGCCACCCAGGACGCCCUGUACAGCAGCGCCUCUUGGAGUCCAGGAGCCAAAGCUGAGUUGGGCUGAGUGGACCAGGGCCCAGACUGUCCAGGCAAAGGGCGGAAGGCAGGGCCACACCACACGUUGUGGAACAGGCCACAGCCUGCUUCCUGCCUGGUUGGAACUGGGGGAGCCCGGAGCUUCCUCUGGUUCCCUGGUCCUCCGACUCUUCCCAGGCCCCCAAUGGGUGUGGAGCAGCCGGGAGAGGGGUCCUUGCCAGUUCUGAAUAAAGCAGGACCCACUCAGUUGCUGCCUGUCAUGCGUGGCUGGGAGCCCUCAUCAUCACAACAUGGGAGGUGGACACUGGGUCCGGGUGUCAGCAUGGACGUGGGGAUCAAGGUAAGCCCAUCCCAUCACUAUCCGAGCUUGGUAUCCCCCAGGCCCACGCUCGGUUGAGGACACCUCCUUGAGGACAUCUGCACCAUCACCUGGUGAUGAUACAGGCACCCUGCAGAGGGCAGGGCCCAACUGGGGCCUGCCAGAGGCAGCAGAUAAAGGGAACAUUCCUGCUACCAGCCUGCUUUGCUGGAGCACCCACGUGGGCCAGGCUCCAGUGGGGCCAUGGGUCACAGUCCCAUGGGGGAGGUGACAAGAGUGAGGAGGAGGGU